This is a messenger RNA of Cinclus cinclus, 1917 nucleotides long. It is a transcript of the gene SRRM4, whose product is annotated as serine/arginine repetitive matrix 4. The record is from RefSeq and is a predicted model, not a curated record. NCBI's taxonomy places the organism in Eukaryota, Metazoa, Chordata, Aves, Passeriformes, Cinclidae. Gene Ontology annotation, cellular component: nucleus. Gene Ontology annotation, biological process: mRNA processing; neuron maturation; regulation of RNA splicing. The transcript is spliced from 15 exons. Gene Ontology annotation, molecular function: mRNA binding.
AUGGCCGGCGUGCAGCAGGGCGAGAAGCAGCUCUUCGAGAAGUUCUGGAGAGGCACCUUCAAAGCCGUGGCCACGCCGCGACCCGAGAGCAUCAUCGUGGCCAGCAUCACCGCCCGCAAACCGCUGCCCGGUUCUGGGACGCUGGGCUGCCUGCCGUACCCUGCGGAAGACAGACGGCCCGAGAAGCUGAGCAGCUGCGUGGUCAGGGAGCCUGCCAGCACCAAUGGCUGUGCCACGGGAAGGGACAGACGAGACCAUGCCCACCGCAGGUCACGCAGCCCUUCAUGUGAUGAGGAGCGGCCACUGCCAGCUCGGGGGAAGAAGAAGAAAAAGAAAUCUGGCCGCAAGAAGCGAAGGAGGUCUCCCUCCUAUAGCCCUUCACCUGUAAAGAAGAAGAAGAAGAAAAGCUCCAAGAAGCGAAAAAGAAACAGGUUAUCAUCAAAGAAGAGAAGGCACAGUUCUUCAAGCCCCAAAAGUAAGAGAAAGGAAGAAAGAAAACACAAAAAACACUCUCGUGGGCGCACCCGGAAAUCCCAUCGGCAUCGCCGCUGCCACUCUCGCUCGGAGAGCUCUGACUCCCAUUCCCCCAGCUGCCGGAGCAGGCACAGAGCCAGGUCUCGGGAGGAAGGGCGUAAAACACGGCGAAGACGCUCCUGGCACCAUUCAAAGAUGACAGUAAAGAGAAGCUCCUCUGCAGAGGUUCAGGCCUGUCAAAAAGCCAGCCAAACCCUCCCACUCUACAGCUUCCUGUCUUCUAAGGAAGUAAGUGUGUGGGGCCAUGUGAGUCAGUGCUUGUAAAGCCUUAUAAGGCAGCGUGGAGAGCAGAACCUCACACCACACGCUGAUGUGUGCACGCACACGCAAAGGAAGAAAAACAAGAUCUCUCAGUCAGGGUCUUCUGCUGACCUCUUUACCAAAACAGACAGCCCGCCUGGCAACCUAGCCAGCCAGAAUGGAGAGUAUCAUGAAUAUGACUCAGGAAACGAUACUUCCUCCCCUCCCUCCACUCAAACGAGCUCAUCCAGGUCAAAGGACAGCCAGGAGAAAAGAAGUCUAGUCCAUGAUGGCUUUGGCCAUGCCUUCUCGUCCAGGAAGCCCAAACUGGCCAACAGCGAUAACAGCUCUGAUUCAGGAAAUUCCUUCACCAGUUGCUUUUCCCAGACCAAGGGAACAGCUUUGGAAAAUCUGUCUCCAGAUGCCCAGGGACAAGACCGAAGAGCGUGCCUACCCUCAUGUCUCGGUUCCUCAGAGGAGAAGAAGCGAAACUUCCUCCCCUCCCCAGCGCACAGCUCCCCGCUCAGGCCUGGCUCCCGCAGCGAGUCCUGCACCAGCACGGGCAGAUCCUCACCCAGCUCCAGCCGCUCCCGCUCCUCGCACCACAAGGCCUCUCCCAGGUACUCCCGAAGCAGGUCCUGCUCCUCGGGAAAGAGGUCUUCGUCACGUUCCCCCAGCUAUUCCUCCAAAUCCUGCAAAAGAAGUCCUGGGAGUAGAAGUUCAAGGCCUCGCGGGAGCCCCAGUUACUCCCGCUACAGUCGUAGCAGGGACCGCGAGCGGGAGCACAAGUACAGCUCCAGCGAGAAGGAGUCGCAGCGGCAGCGGCGGCGCCGCUCCUAUUCCCCCCUGAGGAAACGCCGGAGAGACUCUCCCAGCCACCUCGAAGCUCGGCGCAUCACAAGUGCCCGCAAACGCCCCAUCCCCUACUACCGUCCCAGCCCCUCCUCCUCCAGCAGCGCCGGCAGCUAUUCCUCCUGGAACAGCAGCUUCAGCCGCUCCCCGAGCCGCAGCCGGAGCUACUCCAGCUACCGGACGAGCCGCAGCCGAAGCUGGAGCAGCAGCCGGAGCUCGGGCCCCAGGAGCAGCCGCAGCAGGAGCAGGAGCUAUGACUCAGGAGCCAGCUCCGACAGCCUUCGUCGUUAG